CCGGAGAUCUAGGGGCUCAAGGGAGCUCAAGGGCGCAGAGCCGAACCAGGGGCGAGCUCAAGACGAGUGCGCCAGACGGCGUCUGCGUAGGCGAACGGUAAACGGAGAGAGGAAACUAAUACCUGUUAACGUAGUUCCAAGCGCUGUCUCCUUUUCGUUUUGGAGUUUGGCUGUCGCCUGCGUCUCCAGAACAGAGAAGCCAACGCCAACGCCUCCAUUUCGUCGAAUCCCCUCCUCUCUUCGUCCAUAAUGGCAAUUAUCUCAUCGCAUAGCGGCAUAGCGUCCCCACAGUCCCAAGGAAUCGGUGGAAUCCAACAAGUCCAACCGCCGUCUCAUCUCUCUGCUUCCCGGAACCUGAGUCCGAGAAGAGCCCGUUCGACAUGGACACGGAGCCGCUGCUGCCGGCGCACCUCCUCCACUCGCUGCCGGAGCACUCGGAGGUGUUCCACUUCUCCCCGCCGCCAUCCCCUUCCUGCCCAUCACCGGCCUCCUCCUACAAGGACCGCAUCAUCUUCGGCGCCCACCCGCCACCGCCUCAGCCGCCGCCGCCCCCUCCGCUUCCCCCGUCGCACUCGCACCGCGCGCACCGCCGCCGCAGCUCCGUGGACGGCCUCUACGAUUUUGACCUGCCUUCCUGCUCCUCGUCCCCGCCCUCGCCACCGUCGGACCCCGAGGACCCUUCCUCCGCCGCCGCUGCCGGCGCGUCCUCUCUCUUCGAAUUCAUCGCCAACGCCGCAAGCGCCCGCACCAACCUCCACCGCUCCCGCACCGCCCCAGCCAUGGCGCCGCUCAGCGCCGUGACGCUCGCGGCCGCAGCCGCUGCCGGGGACCAGGCUCCCGCGCCGCCCGAGCGCCCCUCCAUCGUGCUGCACACCUUCCUCUUCCUGCUCGCCUACCUCGCCCUCGGCGUGACCUUCUACGCCGCCGCGCCCGCCAAUUUCAGCUCCUCCGCGGGACCCACGCACCCCGUCGCCGACGCGCUCUACUUCUGCAUCGUCACGCUCUGUACCAUCGGAUACGGUGACAUCACGCCCGCCACCCCCGCCGCCAAGCUCUUCUCCAUCUCCUUCGUCCUCAUCGGCUUCGGCUUCGUUGACAUCCUCCUCUCCGGGAUGGUCUCCUAUGUGCUCGACCUACAGGAGCAUCUCCUCAUCACCGCGCUCAAGAACCCAACCUCUGCGCGCAAGCACCGCCACAACUACAUCUUUGACGUCAAGAAGGGCAGGAUGCGCAUCCGUAUGAAGGUGGCGCUCGCGCUGGGCGUCGUGGCUGUUUGCGUGGGUGUCGGGGCUGCAGUUCUCAGGAGGGUGGAGAGCCUGGGGUGGCUCGACGCCGUCUAUCUUGCCGUGAUGUCGGUGACCACAGUUGGUUAUGGGGACCAGGCGUUCCGGACACUGGCUGGGCGCCUUUUUGCAUCCGCUUGGCUGCUCGUGUCCACCCUGGCUGUGGCAAGGGCAUUCCUCUACUUGGCAGAGAUGAGGAUUGACAAGAGGCACCGAGCCAUGGCCAACUGGGUGCUGUCCAGAGACAUGACCGUGUCUGAAUUUCUUGCUGCAGACAUUGACAACAAUGGAUAUGUCACGAAAUCAGAAUUUGUUGUUUACAAGCUCAAGGAGAUGGGGAAGAUUACUGAAAAAGAUAUCAUGAUGAUAUGUGAUCAAUUCCAGAGGCUGGACACAGGGAGCUGCGGGAAGAUCACACUUUCAGAUCUUCUGGAGAGCCAUCACUUGGUUUCAGAACCCAGGGAUAAGAAAAAGGGGAAGAAAUCUUAAACAUGUGUCAUAGUAUGCACAAGAAUUGAAGGGCAGUGCUAAAAUUUUGGGACUAGAAAGCACGCCAAAUGAGCAAGGGUGCGACAGGAGGCAUUCUCCUACACGGAAUGGAAAAGACGGAAUCCGCUGAAGGUAGGAUAGCUCCGUAGAAGUUGUAGGUGCGCUCCAGAUAUGAUUCUACCCUAGAAAUGGUGGAAGGAUAAUAACUGUUUUAGGAGGCGGCUGUAAAUAUGAACAUAAUUAUACAGGAUGGUCUAUUCAGAUUCUUUAUGUGGAUCAUUCCUACUCAUUUUUAAGAAUAUAUUUUUCUGGCCACACA
Messenger RNA from Zea mays, 2091 nucleotides. RefSeq names its product two pore potassium channel c. The record is from RefSeq and is a predicted model, not a curated record. Gene Ontology annotation, molecular function: potassium ion leak channel activity; outward rectifier potassium channel activity. Gene Ontology annotation, biological process: potassium ion transmembrane transport; stabilization of membrane potential. The transcript is spliced from 2 exons. Gene Ontology annotation, cellular component: plant-type vacuole membrane; plasma membrane. The coding region runs from base 381 to 1772 and encodes 463 amino acids. NCBI's taxonomy places the organism in Eukaryota, Viridiplantae, Streptophyta, Magnoliopsida, Poales, Poaceae.